Molecule: messenger RNA, 701 nt
Organism: Triticum urartu
Lineage: Eukaryota; Viridiplantae; Streptophyta; Magnoliopsida; Poales; Poaceae
Product: nuclear transport factor 2-like
Biological process (GO): nucleocytoplasmic transport
Source: RefSeq, a predicted model, not a curated record
GCCUCGCAAACCCAUUUCCUAUCCAUCCAAAAGAAUAAAAGGCCUCCGCAAACCCUAACCUCACCGGCGGCGGCGGCGGCGGCGGAGAUGGACCCCGACUCAGUGGCGAAGGCGUUCGUCGAGCACUACUACCGCACGUUCGAUACCAACCGGGCGGCGCUGGUGGGGUUGUACCAGGAGGGCUCCAUGCUCUCCUUCGAGGGCGAGAAGUUCCAGGGAGCCGCCGCCAUCGCCACCAAGCUCACCUCCCUCCCCUUCACCAAGUGCGCCCACACCGUCGUCACCGUCGACUGCCAGCCCGCCGGCCCCACGGGCGGCAUGCUCGUCUUCGUCUCCGGAUCCCUCCAAGUCGACGGCGAGCACCACAUCAAGUUCUCCCAGAUGUUCCACUUGAUGCCACUCGGACCAGGGAACUUCUACGUGCACAACGACAUGUUCCGCCUGAACUACGGCUAAGAACCGUCACAGAGGUUGUGCUUCGUCAUUGAAGACAGAAUGCUAUGCAAAAGGAAAUAAUCUAGUUGUGUUUUUUGUGUUCAAUGGUGAAAGCUUUGUGGUGCUUCCUGCUCAGCAGCAUAUGAGAUUCAGUGGGGAUAAAACAUGACACCCUUUAUGGACCUGGGUCUGAAAAUUGUACUGUGGUCAUUCUCACAUCAAUGUUAUGUGGAGGUCAAUGGGAAAACUUUGGCCCAUUUUCAUCA